Messenger RNA from Populus trichocarpa (black cottonwood), 2740 nucleotides. Its product is annotated as ankyrin repeat protein SKIP35. The record is from RefSeq and is a predicted model, not a curated record. Lineage: Eukaryota; Viridiplantae; Streptophyta; Magnoliopsida; Malpighiales; Salicaceae. The transcript is spliced from 5 exons. Bases 574 to 2451 code for a protein of 625 amino acids.
UUGGUCUGGUUUGGUGUCCAAAGAAAUUAUAAGUAAAAAAAAACCCCAAAAACAAUCUCUCUCCCUACCGCUAGUAAUUAAAAACCACAGGCAGAAAAAGUUUUUCUCUUCCCCCUUUUCUCUCCCUCUCGCACAAAAAAAUCUCUCAAUUUAGAACCCAGGCUUGGGUCUGGUUGUGGAUCCUUGAUGAUGCUGAUUCAAGACGGAGGAGGGGUUUCUGCUUUUCAGUUUUUUUUUAUCUAUAUUCUUUUCUAGUUAUGGAAACUGUGUCUAUCCUUUUUGAAGUUAUAUAAUUAGUGGGUUUGCUCCUUUUGAUCGUUUUGGUACUUCAGCUAUUAGAUUCAAGUUGUUCAAGGAGGCCCAGAUACUCUUUUUUUCUUCUUCUUCCUGAAAAGCUAAUUUAUAAUUACGGGGCUUAAUCUUUUUGCUCCUUAUUUUGAUUGAAUGGAGCCAUCUGGAGAAGAUGAUUGAAUGUAAUCUGUCAUUUGUUUUGAUGGAAUUGGGAUUUUGAAGAAGGAGAAGCCACUUCAUUUCUUACUAGUUUGCUGGCGUGGUGGUUGUAUAGUGGAAAGUAUGGAAAAGGAGACAGCGUUGGUGGAGGGGACUGAUAUGCAUCUGGAGGAUGUGUUUAACCCCGAAGAGUCAUUUACUGUGGAAAUGGAAACCGAAGAGAAUGAAAUUGGAAGUCCAAAGAGUGAAAUUCAAUGUUUCUCAUCGGAAAUGGGCGAGGGAAGUAAUGUUGUAUUUUCAAGAGAAGCACCCCAUAUCAGUACAGAGUCAAGAGUAUCAGGUGUUUGUAGUUGUAGUGCGACAAAAAUCAAGCCACAUGUGGUUGCAAUGGAGUCUGAGAUUGGCGACAAGGAGAAUUUUGGACAGGAGAAGAAACUCAGUAGGCAAGAUAGGAUUGAGUUGGGCCGGAUGUUUCAGAGUGCAGUGAGUUGCCAUGACUGGGAGCCUGCUGAGAGUUUGAUAUUGUUGGCUGAUCCACAGACCCUUAAUGAUGCCUUGUGUAUCACACUGGACUCUAUCUGGUUUUUGAGCACACAGCAAGAGCUUGACGGGAUAACCAGUUUGAUUAAGAAGAUUAUUGCCAAUGGUGCUUAUGACUUUACUAGAGCUGCUCUUAGAACUUCUUUUCUUGCUUCAUGUGUUUCGGCCUGCCAGAGCCAAACGAUGCAUCUUGAAGACACAGUAAAUGUGAUGGCCCAAAGAUUGAAGGAGCGACUUAAGGAGUGCAAUGGAGAUGAGGUCUUGAAGGCAGAAGCCAGUGCCAAGGUUCAAAAGUUUACUGAGUGGGCUCUGAAAUGUAUUGGCUUCCAUUCUCGCUGCCAGGCGAAUAGAGACCGGGUGAUUCAAAGCUCAAUUGCUGAGAUUCAACUUCAAUUGUCUGCAUUCAAGACGUUUCUUGAUCUCGCUGGCAAUCAACUCACAGGGAAGGAUUUCACAGAGGCCUUUGAUGCAGCCUGUUUUCCGCUUACUUUAUUCUCCACUUCAUUCGAUCCUGGCUGGGCAUCUGGGAUAUCAGCAGCUGCAAUCCAAGGGUUGCUUGGUAUGUUGGUUGAAGGGGGUGCAGACAAUGUUAACCAGUGUUUCCUUGAAGCCUCUCGCUUUGGAAGUACAGAACUUGUGCGCAUUCUGUUACAGAUUGCCCAUUGGAACAGCUUGGAUGUCGAUGUUGAUCUGGCCCUAGGUUUUGCUUCUCACUACUGCAAAAUUGGUACAAUGGAAUGUCUAGUGGAAGAGGGCAAUGCCAUAGCUUUCUUGGGCCCUUUAAUGAGAGCAGCUGAAAGGGGUUGCAUGCAGGUUGUUCAGUGGUUUGUGAAAAGGGGUUGCCGUGACAUGGAACUCUGCCUUGCUCUCACUGCUGCGACUUCUAGUAGCCAAGUUGAUGUUGCUGGAUAUCUCCUCCCUCACGUUCCUCAUCAUGUUCUUGCUGCCCUCAGCAUAGAAAUUCUCAAGGCUGCUGGGGAGCGAAGUGGCGGGUCACUUGAUGGCGUGGCAUUUCUGUUAUGUUCUGAUUUCUUGGGUGAUCCUACUGCUACUUAUGCUGUUGCUGACAGCAUUGCUCGGUCUGAUGAUGAGUCUGUCGCCCCUGAGCUCAGGGCUUUUCUUCGAGAGCACUGGUCAGAGGCAGCAUACUUGGAUGGAUUAAAGCAAGGACAAGAACAUUACAUGAAUCUUGUGAGGAUUUUGAAUUGGGGUGGAUCGCCUAUAUCCUUAAGGGAUCUGCCAGGCCCUUUAAGAGUGGCAGUUGCUUAUCUGCCAUUGUUCAGGGAGUGUGUAGCAACUGGUGGUUGUUUACUUUCACAAAAGCAAAGGGGUCAGCUUGUUGAAGCUGUUAGAAAACUUGGGGGUGGGUCCUUAGAAGAUGUGAGCCAAGGAAAAGAACUCUUGGCUGUUUUGGAACAUUACCUUCCUCCUUUUUUGGUUCAUACCCGCAGCGUGGCCUAGAAGAUCUUGUGUUGUGAAUUUUGACUAGAGUUUUCCCCGCCAUAUCUCAUAGACAAUAAACAUUUCAACUGUGGUUAGGGUGACAGAUCUCAAAAGGUUGUCAAUUUUCCGUCCAUAAUGUGGCUGGCUAAAGUAUUAGUUCUCUCUGGAAUCAUUAUAUCAUUAUUAUAUCAAUCAUGUGCAUGUUUAACUAUUAUGUGCAAGACAGAGAGCAACUAUGACACAAAGGGUUGAUUGAUCAAUAUAUACAUAUAUAAUGAGAAUGUAUAUUAGCUGAUAGUUACCCCUA